AUGGUUGGCGAAGAUUGGGGCUUGAUUGUACUAUCAUUUCUUGUAAGGGUUGGAUUUUUCCUUUUCGGUAUUUACCAAGACGCCAAUUUUAAAGUGAGGUAUACCGAUAUUGAUUAUUUUGUGUUUCAUGAUGCCGCCAAAUAUGUAUAUGAGGGCAAAUCACCUUAUGCGAGAGAUACGUACCGUUAUACGCCUCUAUUAAGUUGGUUGCUGGUGCCCAAUCAUUAUUUUGGAUGGUUCCAUUUGGGGAAGAUCAUAUUCGUUAUUUUCGAUUUGAUUACUGGGUUCUUAAUUAUGAAGCUUUUGAACCAAGCCAUCUCCAAGAAGAGAGCUCUGAUGCUAGAGAGCAUUUGGCUAUUGAAUCCAAUGGUUAUUACGAUCAGUACAAGAGGAAACGCGGAAAGCGUAUUGUGCUGCUUGAUUAUGCUUGCACUUUAUUAUUUGCAAAAGGGCAAAUAUACCAUGGCAGGUCUCUUAUAUGGCCUUUCCAUUCAUUUCAAGAUAUACCCGAUAAUAUACUGCAUCCCGAUGGCGAUAUUUAUAUACCAUAGAAUGCGUAAGGAAGGUCCACGAGCACAAUUGACGGCUUUACUUAAUAUUGGUGUAAGCACGCUAGUGCCUUUGUUGGGAUGCGGAUGGGCAAUGUACAAGAUGUAUGGGUACGAAUUCUUGGACCAGUCAUACUUGUAUCAUUUGUACAGGACAGACCAUAGACAUAAUUUCUCAAUAUGGAACAUGCUAUUAUAUUUGGAUUCUGCGAACAAGGGGAAUGGCGGGUCCAAUUUAUCGAAGUAUGCAUUCGUACCUCAAUUGCUGCUCGUAUUGGUAACCGGGUGUUUUGAGUGGUGGAAUCCCACAUUCGAUAAUCUACUGAGUGUUCUAUUUGUGCAGACGUUUGCCUUUGUGGCGUACAAUAAGGUUUGUACAUCACAGUAUUUUGUAUGGUACUUGAUAUUUUUACCAUUUUACCUGUCAAGAUCACAUAUCAGCUGGAGAAGGGGCAUUCUGAUGGUCACGCUCUGGGCAGUGACACAGGGCAUUUGGCUAAGUCAAGGGUACUAUUUAGAAUUUGAAGGCAAGAACGUAUUUUAUCCUGGAGUCUUCGUAGCGAGCGCUCUGUUUUUCCUGACCAACGUGUGGCUGUUAGGCGGGUUUAUCACUGACCUCAAGACACCGGUGCCACUCGCAACGGCCGGUAAGAAGAACAAUUGA
Messenger RNA from Saccharomyces eubayanus, 1212 nucleotides. RefSeq names its product glycosylphosphatidylinositol-alpha 1,4 mannosyltransferase I (gene GPI14). Gene Ontology annotation, biological process: GPI anchor biosynthetic process. Bases 1 to 1212 code for a protein of 403 amino acids. Gene Ontology annotation, cellular component: membrane; glycosylphosphatidylinositol-mannosyltransferase I complex. The transcript has a single exon. Gene Ontology annotation, molecular function: GPI mannosyltransferase activity; alpha-1,4-mannosyltransferase activity. Lineage: Eukaryota; Fungi; Ascomycota; Saccharomycetes; Saccharomycetales; Saccharomycetaceae. The record is from RefSeq and is a predicted model, not a curated record.